Molecule: messenger RNA, 1476 nt
Organism: Spinacia oleracea (spinach)
Lineage: Eukaryota; Viridiplantae; Streptophyta; Magnoliopsida; Caryophyllales; Amaranthaceae
Product: protein POOR HOMOLOGOUS SYNAPSIS 1
Exons: 8
Coding region: 256-1152 (298 amino acids)
Source: RefSeq, a predicted model, not a curated record
AAUCCUCUGGAGUUCUAAAAUAACUCUACAAGGUAGAGUUUGAGCAUAUCAACCAUUGAUUGAAAAAUCAAUGGUUCAUACAAAAUUCCUCCUAUUUUUUCUCAUCAAUAUGAGCCCUUGAUUUUAAAAUGUAUGGUUUAGAUACAACUCUACCUUGUAGAAUUUUAUUAAAACUCUAGAGGAUCCGGACUCCCACAUUCCUAUUUCACAGAUUCAAAUUCAAAAAAAAGGAGGAGGAGGAAAUAAGAGAGAGAAAUGGCGGGAGCUCUUAAGCAGUUGUCAAUGGCGACGAGUGAAGUUCAGAAUCCAUGGCAUUGGAAGGUUCAAUACGCUCGAUGCUUCACUUAUCCUUCAUCUUACCUCGCGAAAACCACCGUCGUCACCACCGCUACUUCACCUUCGUCUUGUCUCACUCCUCUCAAGCUAUGUCACUUCAAGCCGAUUUGGAUUACGUCUUCUGGAAUGUCCACCGUCGCUCUCCACCCAGCCACCGACGGCUCCUCCUCCGAUGGUUCCGUCCUCACUGUCUCCCUUCAAGGAACUAUCAUCGAAGAGCACUUCAUCUCCAAUCUGCAGUUUGUCUGGCCUCAAAUUUCAUGUCUCUCUGGAGAUCCUACUCGAGGCAGCUUAAUUGUCUUAGUGAGCUACAUUGAUAGUUCAGAUGAGAAGCAAAAGUUUGCCAUGAAAUUUUCAGGAGUCUCAGCAGUACAAGAUUUUAUAAUAGCAUUGGAGGAUGCCCUUUCAAAUAAAAUCCCUGGUGAACCUUCAGCUGUUGAUGUCAUAUCUGCAACAUCUUCCCAGUCCGAGAUAGCUCAUCCAUAUAGGCCUGACACAUCUAGCAUCAUGACCCCUUAUGAUUCUACCUCGCCAAAAAACGUGUACAAUGAAGAUGAGGAGGAUCCACUGCCCCUAGAUACAGUUGUUGAUUCUCAAAGCAAUGUUGACACAUUUCCUCCCCGCUUCACCUCACUUGUUUCCAGUUGCUCUGCUGAGCAGGAAAAAGGAAAUUCAGCACUUGCUCUUAUACCUGGAUCGCAGGAUCUUGAUCUGAAAGCUCAGAUUUCGCAAUAUAUGCAAGAUGCAACUUUCCUCGAUAUGGUGAGCAAAGUGAAUGAGGUCAUCACUGAACUUGGAGACGACUUCACGAUAUAGACGCCCUAGGAGUAUAAUUUUGUGCUCAAGUCACCUCAUGUAUAGUGCUGCUCCUUACACUUGCAGCUCUAGAACUCUCUACUCACACGUAAAAGAUGGUCUUGCUUACAUGUAUAGCCUUAUUCAUAUGAUGUUGCUUCUCGACUUCUCGUCGUGGUACAUGGAUUGGUUAGCAGUAUAGUAAUUUGUUAGUCUAUCUAAACAUUAAUGUAAAGUCGUUAACAUAUUGCCUGCAAAUGAAACCUUACAGUUGCUUGGGGAAAGUAGUUUAUAUGUAUAAGUUCAAUGCUUACUUUAUAUGAAACCGUUGUCAUAUUACUUGAA